CAAAGGCUGAGGUUGGACAGCGCAUGACUGAGGGAAGGAACAGUGAGUGCUUUAAGGGAGGUAUCUAAUCUCAUUCCCAUAAAGCUUCCCACAUCCAUUUCACAGAGGAGGAAACCGAGCUCCAGGAGGGGAGUCCUUUACACCAGGGCAGCCAGCUGUGGGGGUGGAGCUGGGAUUUGAACAAGAGUGUGGUGCCAGGGCUAGCAUCCCUUUGAAGUCUCUAACAACAGGCCAGGCCUCUGCCAGACUGGGAGGAAACGGAGGCCUUCCCAGCCCUGGUGGACCUGCCCAGGGCUAGGCUAUGCUGGUCUUGAAGGCACAGGCAUCCAUCAUCCAGGGUGACUUCCAGUCUCCUGGUUGGUGAGGACUGCACAGAACUUUGGAGGAGGACAGGUUAGGCUCCGCUCAUGAGGUGGCCGAGGAGGACAUGGCAUUCUCAUUUGCCUGUCCUUCCACAUGGCCAACUUCUGCUGGCCCUCCCACAGCCCUUGAAGGCUGCACAUUCCCGUUCCUCAUGGACAGAAGUGGACACAGGCUCAGAGGCCAGAAGUACUACCCCAGGCCACAUGAUUCAGCUGGUCACCGUGUCUUCCCUGAACCUGCACGAUUCAGACCAAAGCUUUCUCUGGGGCUGGCGUGUGUUACCCAAAGAGGAAAUGUCUCCUUGAAUUUGGUACUCUAGGCACUUCACUCGACUCAUCUUAACUCCAGCCCAGCCCUGUAAAGGAAGUAAGUGAAAGUCACUCCUAUUCACAGCCUGUUCACCCACAUCCACCUAGGUCGUUCUAGGCGAUCAGACACGGGUCUUGUUCUCCAGGAGCUGCUAAUCCGAUGGAGGAGGCUGACCCUUAAACAAAAUCACGACCGUCAGAGAUCAAAGCAAACAGUGCAGGCAAAAGGAGAGCCCAGAUGGAGGGGCCCCUGGGCUGCCAAGGGGCCAAGGGAUGAGCUGGGGCCCUCCUUCCCAAUGGCAUCUCCCCCUGGUCUGGAACUGAAGACACUGAGCAAUGGUCCUCAAGCCCCAAGGAGAUCAGCUCCCCUGGGCCCGGUGGCCCCAUCCAGGGAGGGUGUGGAGAAUGCCUGCUUCUCCUCAGAGGAGCACGAGACCCAUUUCCAGAACCCUGGGAACACGAGACUGGGCAGCUCACCCAGUCCCUCUGGGGGUGUCUCCUCACUGCCCCGAUCCCAGCGGGAUGAUCUGUCCCUGCAUUCAGAGGAGGGGCCAGGCCUGGAGCCCGUGAGUCGCCCGGUGGAUUAUGGCUUUGUUUCCGCCCUUGUUUUCCUGGUGAGUGGGAUCCUUCUGGUGGUGACAGCAUACGCCAUCCCCCGUGAGGCUCGAGUCAAUCCGGACACAGUGACAGCGCGAGAGAUGGAACGACUAGAAAUGUACUACGCCCGCCUAGGCUCCCACUUGGACAAGUGCAUCAUCGCAGGCCUGGGGCUGCUCACGGUGGGCGGCAUGCUCUUGUCGGUGCUGCUCAUGGUCUCCCUGUGCAAGGGCGAGCUGUACCGCCGGAGGACCUUCGUCCCCGGCAGGGGCUCCAGGAAGACCUAUGGCUCCAUUAACCUGCGCAUGAGACAGCUCAAUGGGGAUGGGGGCCAGGCCCUGGUGGAGAAUGAAGUUGUCCAGGUCUCAGAGACUAGCCACACCCUCCAGAGGUCUUAAGUACUCCCACCUUAUCUGGCUGCUUUAGCUCCAGUGCCACAAGAUCUCCCCACACCCGCCCCCCGCCAAGGCCUGGGGUUUCAAACUGAGCUCACAUAGGGGCUUGUGGAAGAAGUACUGGGUACUGGAGGGAGAGCUCGGGGCCCAGCCCAUGCCCCACAUGGGCAAGCAGCCCACUGGUCUGUUUUGUAGCUGAGGUUUUGCAUACGGUUUUGUUUGGAGGAUGGCUUCUGCUGCUAAAAAUACAAAAGUUUGGAAACCGCUGCUCUUGGAGGAUGAGGUUUCUUGGCAUUUCUGAAGACCGGGAGCUGUUUGAAAGGUUGCCCAUCUCGUUCCCUCAUGCCUUGGGAGUGAGGGACCUCUUCUGUCCUUAUCAGCUGAGUGAGGGUGUUGAGGGGUCCCUUUCAGCCCUGACCAUCUAAGGUGGGAGGUGGCUUCAUGAUGAGGGGAAAAGUCAGCAUCAGAGUGACCCCCAGUAGCCCCACUGACUAAACUGUGAUCCUACCCUCACCAGGCCUCAGUUGCCCUGCCUUCAAGUGAGGGGGUUGGACUGGAUGACCCCUGAGGUCCCUCUAGUUCUUCCCUGGGAAUGGGAACCCAGUCUCUGUCUCCAGUCACCCCUCCAGGGGAGGAAGGCAUCCACCAGGCACUAACCAUUCUCCCUGCCACUUUCUGGCCUGACUUCAGGAACCACCACAGCCAGCAGCUCUCAUGGUCUCAGGAAAGAGCUCCCUGGUGGGGUUGGGUUCAGUUCAAAGUUUGCGACAGCCUGGUUUUCGUCUUGGGGUCUAAUUUCCUGCAGUGACACAUUUUUACAAAGCCAAGCGCACAAUAUUCCCCAGUUCUUUGGGCAAGAAGGAUCUUUUACACAGGAAAGGGUGAGGGCUUUAUUGUAUUUCUGUGGGCAUGAUGCAGGCCUUGAUCACCUUCUCCUCAAUAGUAUGUCUCUUGCUCCUGACCUUAUUUGGAUAGCAGGAAAAAAAAUUUUUUAUGUUGAAUUUGUAACCUUAAUCUCCCCCAUAUAGUAGUAAAGUGAAGCCACAGUUUAUUCGGGGGAGAAAUCAGGCACAUUUGGGUGGCCUAGACAUGCUGGCCACAUUGCCAUUUGUUUUCUUCUUAUGAAAUGUUUCUAGGUUCCUGCAGACUCUCUUUAAACUCUUGAUAAGGAAAGGAAGUAGGCCCUGGGGCAAGAAGACAUAGGUGUUUGAGGACUGUGGGGAGGCAUCCUUCAGUCUGAAUGGCCCCAGAGGGCUUCGAGAGCACAUGCCUUCUAAGCCACUGGUGUAGAGACCCUACAGGAGUCAUUUUAGUGAAUCCCCUGCCCAAUGUAGGUCCUACUUACUCCAUCUCAGUUGGCCACAUGGGCCGAGGAUCCUGUUUCUUGGGGAUGGGAGGGUGGGGUGGCCAUGGAGUCUGCAGGGUAGAGAGGCCCUGAUGAGCUGUAACUUGAGCCUUCAGUCCAGUGAGUUGAACAUCUGGGGAGUGUAAUAUCACAGCUUCUAUGACAGAUCAAAUAUCUGCUCCUACUGGUAGGUUUUACCAAGAGCUGAGAGCUAGAGGAAGGCUGGAAGGGACAAGGGUUGUUUAUCUUGGCUUCCCAGAUUUUUGUUGUGGUAUUGAAGGGGUGUGGUUUGAAAAGAGCAAAGCUCCAAGAUGGUAAAAUACUGACAAGUCCUAGGCUUCCGCUGUUGUGUCGCUUUCUCCCAGGCUCCAAGCAGGCACAGCCACAGAACGUGGCAUGGGCUGUUCUAAGUAAACUACAGAGGAUUGGACAUCCCAAAUCAUGGGCUAAGGCUUUUCAAUCCAUAAUGAUAAUAAUAAAAAUAUCAACCAAGUCA
This is a messenger RNA of Cercocebus atys (sooty mangabey), 3504 nucleotides long. It is a transcript of the gene TMEM74B, whose product is annotated as transmembrane protein 74B. Bases 968 to 1666 code for a protein of 232 amino acids. The record is from RefSeq and is a predicted model, not a curated record. NCBI's taxonomy places the organism in Eukaryota, Metazoa, Chordata, Mammalia, Primates, Cercopithecidae. The transcript has 2 exons.